UUCGUUAUCUGCGUUAUGUAUGAACCGACCCUCACAUCGACCUUCUUUCACUUGGUUACGAACCACCGUCCAACGAAGAUGAACCGAAACAUCGCGCUCGCCACCGCUGCCGUCCUGAUCCUGGCCCUGUCCACGGUCUACGCGGAAGUCGUACAUUCGACACCGUGUCCAACCGACUCCGAAGAAACUGAAGAAUGUACCAUACAUGAAGUACGUGUUGAUCCAUGUAGAGAAGCCGACGAAAGAAAGCCCUGUACUUUAAAGAGAGGUCACAAUGCAAGCAUAAGUUUCGACUACACUCCCCAGUUUAGUGGUUCAUUAUCCAGCAGGGUAUACUGGGCUUCUGAGAUCGUGGAUUUGCCAUUCUUGGGCAUGCCGCUCGAUGCAUGCCCAUCCACAGUUUGCCCAGCCGCUCCUGGUCAAAGGCAAUCAUUCAUAACAACAAUACCUAUGUCUAAAAAAUUCCCUGCGCGAACGUAUGAUCUCAAAUGGAAGCUGUGGAAUGAACAGAAUCAAAUGUGCUGUUUCAUGUUCCCAAUUAAAUUGGUAAAAUGAAAUUAUUGUUCUUAAAUCUUCAAUGUAUCAUCCUUUUUAAUGAUUAUAAUUCGAUAAUUAAUAAUUUAAGAAAAUAAAUAUAUUCAUAUCAAUA
This is a messenger RNA of Solenopsis invicta (red fire ant), 649 nucleotides long. RefSeq names its product MD-2-related lipid-recognition protein. The transcript has 4 exons. Gene Ontology annotation, molecular function: sterol binding. Gene Ontology annotation, biological process: intracellular cholesterol transport. Bases 16 to 555 code for a protein of 179 amino acids. Lineage: Eukaryota; Metazoa; Arthropoda; Insecta; Hymenoptera; Formicidae. The record is from RefSeq and is a predicted model, not a curated record.